AUGUCGGUCUCUGCUUUUAUCCGAUAUUCCAGUUUUGGAGGGAAGACUUGGGGUGGAUGGCGCUGCGGGGGUGGGCAGACACAGGACCAUUGUACUGGUCAAUACGGACCUUUCUGGUCCGCACAGCCAGCGACACGACAAAGGAAGCGCGCGCUGAGCGCGAUGACGCAACCGCGUGCGUGCGUGUACGCCAUUGGUCUUUUUUUCGGAAGGCCCCGCAGGCGCUGCAGAUCAUGGUGGAUCUUCAGGAAUGUUGCAUGCGCUCAGUGGCCAGAGAGGUUCGCAGCUUUGUACAUGCGAGCUGCGUUGGGGUGCUCUCUGGCAAUCAAUUCAUGGGCGCCGCCCAUGGAGGCAGAGCUGCCGGGUUUUUUCGGCCCUCGCCAGCUGGCCAUGUGGAUGCAAGCCGACGAGGCCUUGCGCGCUUGCUGGCCUGCGUUUCGCAGAUUGGCAGCAGACAAUCCAUUGAUUUGGCGCCGGCGCAGCUGCGGCGCAGCUGCGGCGCAGCUGCUGCAGAGGCGUUAG
Prorocentrum cordatum is the source of this 522-nucleotide messenger RNA. The record is from the annotation of a GenBank genome assembly. Lineage: Eukaryota; Dinophyceae; Prorocentrales; Prorocentraceae.